Molecule: messenger RNA, 896 nt
Organism: Aplosporella prunicola CBS 121167
Lineage: Eukaryota; Fungi; Ascomycota; Dothideomycetes; Botryosphaeriales; Aplosporellaceae
Exons: 1
Coding region: 200-676 (158 amino acids)
Source: RefSeq, a predicted model, not a curated record
GCCCUGCUGUUGAUGAACGAGCUCUGAGCAUCUGUCCGUUCGUCCGUCGUUUCGGUCCGUCCGGGUCUGUCUUCUUCCGGUUAUACAUAACAUAAUGCAUCCUGCAAGGCGUUGGCGCGGGUGAACUGGUAGGGGGUCUCUACUAUGAUUUCCGUUUUUUAAAACUCUUAUUUGUUGUGUCUAUGGCUUUUUCUGUCUAAUGCCUCUCUCUAUCUAUCUAUCCCUCGAACAAUUCUCCAGCUUGGCUUGCCUGGCCUUGGCUGCCGCUUUCCAGCCCAAUGACUCGGUGGUUGUGGCUGGUGCUCCCUCGACUCAUUUCCGCUUCUUGUUCUCUCUGCUUCUUUCUUCGUUUCCCCUCUUUCUGCUCUCCUCUUUUCCUCUUCGUCUUCCUGCCAAAGCCGUUUUUAUUCGCUGUGCAUGUUUAGCGGGUGUUGAUGCGGAGAGACCGAGGAAGAGAGAAGGGGAGGAAAGAAGGAAGGAAAGAAGGACGGGAAGAAGGCGAGAGAAUGAAAUGAAGCACAGGGAAGGCGAGGCGAUGAAGCACGAGUUACACAUCCAGCCAGUCGGUCAUGAGAGCUGGAAUCGCCGUAAUGCGGGGGUCUGGUUGCUGGGGCUGGGGGAGUUUGUUCGCUGGCUGGCUGCAGUUCGGUGUAUAUGCAUGUGGUUGUGGUCGUGAUGAAUCUAUCUAUCUUUGGGGAGUGGGAUGGGAAUGAAUGGUAUGGAAGGCAUAUUGGCUAAGACUGCUGCUUUGCUGCUGGGAGUGAGUGUGUGCUGUGCUGUGCUGUGAUGUGUGUAAGGUCGCUUUUCUGCCAGUCUAAUACCCGUCAGUUUUACCUCUUCGUCAAUAUAUAGACUAUCCUCUCUCUCUCUCUCUCUCUCUCUCUCUCUCUCUCUCU